This is a messenger RNA of Salmo salar (Atlantic salmon), 5350 nucleotides long. Its product is annotated as ceramide synthase 1. Gene Ontology annotation, biological process: ceramide biosynthetic process. NCBI's taxonomy places the organism in Eukaryota, Metazoa, Chordata, Actinopteri, Salmoniformes, Salmonidae. Gene Ontology annotation, cellular component: membrane. The record is from RefSeq and is a predicted model, not a curated record. Gene Ontology annotation, molecular function: sphingosine N-acyltransferase activity.
AUGUUCUUCGGUUUUAAUCCCAGCAGUUGAAGAAGAUAGCUGGACAUAAUUACGUCACGGCGACGCUGCUUUUUCUACAUUAAACUCGAAUUUUAAAUUAAAGUGGCAUUCGGAGAGGGUGGUGAACACCCGCUGGUCGUGCGGGUAAAAACGUUUACUAUACUUGUAUUAUUAUAACCAGAUAGGUUUCAAGUGAGUGCCGUAUGGAAUUAUGUUCUACAUUGAUUCCCAUUAAAACAGCGCGCAUUUCUCUGUCACUUGUCAAGAGACAGAGAGCGCAGACAACCAGGACACGACGUUGAUCACCAGCAGUGGCACGGCACAGGAAGCCGAACAUUGAGGAUAUAUAGUCUAGAUUUUUGUCGGCGUUAAUUAAAAAAAACUGUAUUAGAAAGGUUUCAGUUCCACUGGUUUGGUGUCUGGUAGGACUAGGUUAUUCUAGUUGAUGAAAUGACGGCGAGAUGUUAUAUAAAGCGAAUAACGGAGAUGAGUGUAUACAGAAUAUAACGUUAGGUUCACUAAAAUCACAUGUGAUGCUUAGACUGUACCGAUCUUUAUGGCACAUUAGGUAGCCAGAUAAUACUUGCUGGAUUUUUUUCUUGUAAUUUAAAGGUGAUUUUACAGCUAUAUCUAAUCUCAGAAAGAUUCAACUAGCUAGUUUGGUAGCUGUUGUAAAUGCUGGUCUAUCCAGUAGUGUGCAUUCAAUUUAGCUAAUCGUAGACGGCUGACAAGCUAGCUAAAAUGAUGAGGUAGUAUGCGUAAAAUAAUGCCCAACAUUCUGAACAAUGUUUACUGGAUCAUAGAAUAUAUGUAAUAUUACAAUAUAGAUAGCUAAUUACGUUGGCUAUUAAAUAUAUCGACCUGGCUAUUACCUUUGGUUUUUAUGGGCCUAUAUUCCAAUCUGAUAUAUGCGAAAUGGGCCCACGUCUUAAAUUAGAAAACAAAGAAUUAGGCAGGCUACUUGAGAGGUUAAGCUGAUUACAGUUUUUGCGCGUUUUUAGGAUAGCUGCUGGCUAGCUAGUUUGGAAGUGUAGGAGCUUGCCGCUCUGUGUUCCUAAACCAGGGUCAGUUUUGUAAAUCGACGUUUUCAGUGCCGCCACAAUGGACAGUCAUACCGGGGACGACAUGAGUGUCGGGGAGGUGGAACCCAUGCCUGGCUAUGCGGAUCUAAUAACGAGAGCAUCAACAGUGAUGCCCAGUGCCUUGAGAGGCUGUAGCACUUGCGGUCUAGAGCUCUCCAAAAGGACGCUCCUGGAUAACGCUUAUAUUACCUGGACCGAAAUCGGCCUUUUCUUCAUCUGCGCGGUUAUGUGGACGCAGAUACGACGGGGACUAACAGAAUGCCUGUUCCAGCCGUUUGCACAAUGGUGUAGUCUCCAGCCCAAAGAUUCUGCCAAGAUGCCAGAGAGCUCGUGGAAGCUGGUCUUCUACACCAUGUCCUGGUCAUACAGCACCUACCUGCUUUUCUUCACCAACUACACCUUCUUCCACGACCCGCCCUCCGUAUUCUAUGAAUGGAAGCGUGGCAUGACGGUGCCCACGGACAUCGCCAUCGCCUACCUGAUCCAGGGCAGCUUCUACGGACACUCCAUCUAUGCCACGGUCUACAUGGAUGCCUGGAGGAAGGAUUCUACCGUCAUGGUGGUGCACCACGUCAUCACCCUGGCCCUCAUCACCUUCUCCUACGCUUUCAGAUUCCACAACAUUGGGUUGCUGGUGUUGUUCCUCCACGACAUCAAUGACAUCCAGCUGGAGUUCACCAAGCUCAAUGUAUACUUCAAGACCCGUGGAGGGGGCUACUACCUCAUCAACGACAUCCUGUCCAACAUGGGCUCUGUAAGCUUCAGCAUCACCUGGUUUUGGUUUCGUCUCUACUGGUUUCCUCUGAAGGUUCUGUACGCCACCUGUGUGUCCAGCCUCCAGUCCGUCCCAAACAUACCCUUCUACUUCUUCUUCAAUUCACUCCUCUUGACACUCCUCUGCAUGAAUAUCUACUGGUUUUUGUAUAUAGUGGCAUUUGUGGCGAAAGUCCUGACGGGGCAGAUGAAGGAUGUAAAAGACCUGAGGGAGUACGAGGGUGAGGAGGGAGCCCAGAGGGCCGCAACCCUGCUUAAGGCCCAGCAGCAGAGUAAAGAUGCAGGACAUCUCAACAAUUCUGCUGAAACUCAACUCAACAACUCUACUGAAGGGAAGAACUUGCAGAACGGGAUCACCAAGGAGAAGCAUCUAUAAUGGCCUCUAGCUCUAUCUCCUGGCACUUAACUCUGAAUGCAAGCAACCUACAUUUAGGUCUAAGUGAAUCGGAAAACAUCAAAUUAGAAAAGUGAUAAUUUUUCAUUCCGUUUUGUCAUUGUGUUAUUAUAUCACGUGACCUUUGUCUUAUAUUAACAUUAGAUUUGAAGAAAAAGAAAGGUGUGAGUUAUGUGAAUGUCCUCUCGUGUAGUCUACAGGGGCAUUUAGCAGUCGUGUCAGCUCUAACAAACAUAAGACAAGGUUGAGCUAUUGAUUUUUAGACGUCUAGACCUAUAAAAAAUAAAAGAUAACGUGCACACGUUGGAGGACAGGGCUCUAUUCAGUCUGUCGCUGAAGCGUUACAGAUUGCGAUAUAAAAUGUAAAGGUAAUUCUUUUUUUUUUGCCUUUAAAUUUAAUCACAAUGUAAUGCUGAACUUCCGCAAUACGAAUUGAUUAGAGCCCUAAAGCACUCACAGUCACCAUGUCAAAGGUCCUCUCUAGUAUAGUAUCAGGUUUCAGGUAAGACCCAAGUGCAGACUGUGUAGAAGUAACAAUGUUUAGUGUAACAGGGGCAGGCAAACAACAGGUCAAGGCAGGCAGGGGUUGAUAAUCCAGAGUAGUGGGGCCAAGGUACAGGACGGCAGGCAGGGUCAGACAGGUCGGUAAUCCAGAGUAGUGGGGCCAAGGUACAGGACGGCAGGCAGGGUCAGACAGGUCGGUAAUCCAGAGUAGUGGGGCCAAGGUACAGGACGGCAGGCAGGCUCAGACAGAAGGUCGGUAAUCCAGAGUAGUGGGGCCAAGGUACAGGACGGCAGGCAGGGUCAGACAGAAGGUCGGUAAUCCAGAGUAGUGGGGCCAAGGUACAGGACGGCAGGCAGGGUCAGACAGAAGGUCGGUAAUCCAGAGUAGUGGGGCCAAGGUACAGGACGGCAGGCAGAGUGGUCAGGCAGUUAGGCUCGGAGCCAGGGGUCAAAACCAGGAGAGCGAGAAAAGAGAGACUGGAAACAGCAGGAGCUGAGCCCCAAACCACUGGUAGGCGUGCACAAAUAAGACAGACAGAAAACACAAGUAUAAAUACCCAGGGGAUAAGUGGGGAAGAUGGGUGACACCUGGAGGAGGGUGGCGACAAGCACAAGGACAGGUGAAACAGAUCAGUGCGUGACAUAUAGAGAGAACUGGAUCUGCGUUUUUUAAAGAUCCUUCCUCUAAAAGCCUAGUGGCUUUUUUAAGUUUAUACUCUCUCUUAUUUCAGGAGUGAAGGCUAAAAUACUAAAGGGAACUUUUGCAUCAUGUCACCAUUGUGGGUGAGAGGGUGCAUGUAAGGUGCUGGUUUUGUUUUCCAAACAUGUAUUCAUUUUCUUAUCAUCGCACAGGUCGAUAGUGACCACAUAUACAUUUCUUCAGCCUGACCUGCAAUAUUUGAAGAGCCACAUCGGUGUAGUAUUGAUGUCUUUUAAAUGUGAAUGACUUGUGAACCAAUUACAUUUUACAUUUUUUUUUUUGCUGUUGUUUGAUAGGCAUUUGAAAUAUUGCUUGCAUUCCUGUAUGGAAAAUGCAUUGUCAUAUUUUCUGUUUUUUUAGCUUCUGUUGUCGCACUGAAAUGAAGGCAUACAAGCCGAUAGCUGGUUAAUGAUAGCCGAUGUAGCUGAACUUGAUUGACUGGGUUGAGUAUCAUCCUUAUGAUUUUGGUAAAGAGAUGGAUUUGAAUAAUAACCAAUAUGGUGGUGGUUGUCAGGUUCACAGAAAAAUUUAAGCAAAUGGCCUUUACUUGUGUAAAAGAAGAUACAAAUCAAAUAUGAAAAACAUCCAGAUAUGGUAUUCAGGAAUGCAUGACAUUGCAAUGGUUUUGGAAGAUUCUAUGAAGUCAUAAGAAAAAAACACAAAUUAAGAAAACUACAAACUAUGUAAUCUUAAACUUUUAUCAAUGUGCAGAACUGACUUUAAAAAAGUUAAGUAAUUAGAGCAGACCGUCACACACUCCAAAUGGUUCUGUCUUACAUUUGAAUGUGCCACUGGUUGUGUGUGCCUGUGUUCCGCAACUCUCCAGUUUUUUUCUUUGCUGUGCCUGUGACAUAAGGGGUGCUGUCCUUUUCGAUCAAAUUCAACCUCUUUCGUUUUGAUGAACAGUAUGCUUGUGCUGGAACAGGCCACAGAUGUCGGCAGGUAGAAGUGUCCAUAGUUGUGGAUGUGUCUUCCAGUCCCCAGCACUAGCUACCACUAGUGCCAGUGACUGGGAUUACCUAGAUUUUGAUAUUACAUGCAAUUAUCAUUAUAGAUUUUGUUAAAUUGCUGCUGUUUCUUAAAACACUGUAAUCCAGUCGUGUGUCCCUUUUCCUGUGUAUGCGUUGGUUAAUGGUUUAUAUCUACCAUGGUACUGUCCACAAAGGUGUGCACUUUCCCUCCAUUUCUGUCCAGCUCUCUCCUGGUCUGUCCUCUCCACCACAGACAACCAUCAACAACCAGAUUGGCUUUGAGGUGAAAUUACUCACAGCAAAUUCCCUCUGUUCAAGAAACAGUAUACUCCCCUUUCCCCCCAAAGAAAUUACAUUAGUUUCAGAAAGACUAAUCACUUUUGUAAGUUUUAUUUUGAGGCAGAUCUGGCAGCUUGUGACUAGCAUUAAAUAUAUAGAAGUCCAUCCACAGUUCAGAAUGAAAAUGUGGAAGAAUAAUGAUUCUAUGCGUUGCAUUAAUGCUUUAAUGUGCCAAAAAUGUUGAUCUUUAUCACAAGUGUUCUGAUGAGAUGCCUGGACCUGGGUGGCUAGAAAGAGAUGUUAUAAUGGAUAUGAAGGGUGUAUGCCUCACAGGUGUUUCUUACAAAUUGCACUGUCAUUUAUCGCUGUUUUUUUGAUUGUCAGAAAAUAGGAAUGCAGGUAGAUUUGGGAUUUUUUACAAAUUUCUGAACGUUAAGAAUCAAAUGGUAUGAAAUAGUUAAUUGGUUUUAGGUAAAUAUUUCUUGGACCACUGACACACUGCGAGGUCUCUACCAUCAGCCCCAAGUUUCAAUUUGACCACUUGGGUAUGACAGGUACUGACUUGUAAUAAAACAAUAAUUCCAUUCAACCAGUGUUAUUGUAUUAUGUUUUCCCAUAAAAUAAAAUGUGUUCAUUUGAAAAGAAA